AUGGCUACCCGCUCCCGGCCAACCUCUCAAACCCGCUCCCCAAUUGAUCAGGGAGAGCUGGGAUCCCAACUUCCGCCAACCCCCUAUGUCAAACUUGGGGAAGUAUCCCUCAAGCGGAUCACAAGCCUCCUCCUUGGCCUCCUUGGCCAAGUCAAACACCUCGAGCGGAAAGUGGAAGAAGUCCAAGAAGCAGGGGUCAAGGCCCGGACCAACCUUGAGAACAUCUCUCAAGCCGUCAAUACUGUCAAGGAUGGGCUUAGAAGCCUCCAACUCCAUGGGCCCCGGACCCCAGAAGACACAAAACCCCCGGCUGUGGAAGCAACGCCACGCCCCUUACCAAAAGUCAACCCUGUUGGAUCAACUAUGCCCCCGCGAGUCUCAUCUCCCCCUUCAUCUCUGCGUCUCCGAUCCCCAAUUGGGACAGCUGCCCCUCCACCUCCGGCUCCAGUCACCGCCUAUCCCGCUCCAGUCAAGGUUGACCACCCCGACGCCUACACAGGCAAAAUAGGGAGCAAAGCAAAGCAGUGGCUGACUUGGAUGUUGGCCUGGACCCGCCUCAACUCGCGGAUGUUCCCCACCAACCAAGAGGUACUAUCCUUCCUCUUGAUGAACAUGAAGGACACCGCUGGGGCCUGGGCCCACCCUCACCUUGACCAGCUUGGUUCACACCGGGCCAUCAUUCAAACAGUCGAGGGGUUCAAAGUGGAGUUCUUAGCAGCAUUUGGCGACCCUGACGCUACAAGGGCCGCAGAGCAAAAAAUUACCACCCUCACCCAGUCCGGCACAUGCGCGGACUAUAUCACAAAGUUCAGAACCCUGGCAAUGGAACUGGACUGGAACGACGCGGCCCUUAGAGGCCAGUUUGCCUGUGGCCUCCACUGGGAGGUCAGCCGCCAAAUCGCAACCCGCAAACACCGGCCCCAAACACUCCUUGAGCUGCAGAACGCAGCACUUGUCAUCGACAAUGCUCUCCGCAAAGAGCAUGCUAGCCAUCCACCAAGGGAUAAUAAGCCUAGCAGACCAUCCAACCCCGCAAGGGGGACAAGUACUGGCCAAGCAACAUCCGGUUCAAAGAAACUCUCCAACAACCCCAACUUUGUGUUGGAAGAGGAACAAAAUUGCCGCCGCGCCGCUGGCGCCUGCAUCAAAUGCGGCAAAAUGGGCCAUAAGUUUGCAGAAUGCCGCACUGGCUGGAAGGCUACCCCUAUCAAGGACAAAGGGAAAGCCAAGGAAACCGCCAAAAUUGGCAAAGACUCUGAGUACCAAUCGGGAAAAGAGUAA
Messenger RNA from Rhizoctonia solani, 1281 nucleotides. RefSeq names its product Retrotransposon-derived protein PEG10. The record is from RefSeq and is a predicted model, not a curated record. The transcript has 2 exons. The coding region runs from base 1 to 1281 and encodes 426 amino acids. Gene Ontology annotation, molecular function: zinc ion binding; nucleic acid binding. Lineage: Eukaryota; Fungi; Basidiomycota; Agaricomycetes; Cantharellales; Ceratobasidiaceae.